This is a messenger RNA of Rhagoletis zephyria (snowberry fruit fly), 1296 nucleotides long. Lineage: Eukaryota; Metazoa; Arthropoda; Insecta; Diptera; Tephritidae. The record is from RefSeq and is a predicted model, not a curated record.
AUGAUCAAAACUCUAUGCUCUCAUCUUUUACGUAAGAACACUUCAUUCAACAAUGCAACGAGUCGAGCUAUUGUGCUGACUGCUCUAAGGCAUUCACCGAAAAGCCGCUCUGGUUACGAGUCAGAAACGGCUGAAAUUCAAGACUCUCUCCGGCAGUUUUCACUAUCCGAGAACUAUGCAUUCAAAGACGAUGAGGAGGACAAACCGCAGGCAAAGCUGUCCAAUUCGAUGCCACUUCGCAGUAAAAAGGACAAGUCAGAGCAUGUUCGCUUCAGUGAGUUUGUCGACUACCGCCGGGUAAAGGUGAAGGGCGGCAGUGGUGGAGAUGGCAAGAUUUGCUUCCUCUCGCUCAUGUCCAAUCCAAUGGCUGGUCCCAGCGGUGGCGAUGGCGGCAACGGCGGACAUAUCAUCUUUGAAGCCUGCAAAGACGUCAAAUCGUUGAACAAUGUCAAGUCACACUACACGGGACUUCUUGGAGAGAGAGGCGAACACAAGGACAUGAAUGGAGCAAACGCUGAACACCUGUUUGUCAAAGUUCCCGUCGGAACUCUGGUGAAGGACGCUUUUUCCGGGCGGUUAGUAGCCGAUAUGAACGACCACGGCGUCAAGUACCUGGCAGCAAGAGGUGGCGCAGGUGGAAAGGGCAACCACUACUUUCUCAGCAAUCAAAAUCGCCAUCCUCGAGUCGCCGAAAUGGGCGCUAAAGGCGAAGAAAAGGAGCUGAUUUUGGAGUUGAAAAUGAUUGCCCAUGCUGGACUGGUCGGCUUUCCUAACGCCGGCAAAUCGACGCUUCUCAGCGCCGUGUCAAGGGCAAAGCCUAAGGUAGCCAGCUACCCUUUUACCACGCUAAAGCCUUCAGUGGGCAUCAUUCACUACGAUGACGGCGAACAGCUGGCCAUAGCAGACAUGCCCGGGCUAAUUGAAGAGGCUCACCUGAACAGAGGCCUUGGAAUUGGCUUUUUGCGGCACAUUGAACGGUGUGUCUGCCUCUUCUACGUAGUCGACAUUUCCGCCAGUGAGCCCUACCAGCAGUUCAAAGUGCUGGUUAACGAGCUGACGCAGUACAAGGACAACCUCGCCACCAGACCGACUGCAGUGAUAGUCAACAAAAUGGACGUCGAAGGGGCAGAGGAGAAGUUGGCCGACUUUACGCGACAGCUUCAGCAGGACAGCCUGUCUCACCUGAGGGUCAUUGCAAUUUCCGCCAAGUACGGCCAGAAUUUGUCUGAGCUGCUGAUCCAUUUUCGUGAACUGUACGACAUUUACCGGUUUGAGAAGUUUCACAAAGAUCUGUGA